AUGAUGAGUCCUGGCCCAGACCAGGCCAAUGUUGGUGUUGGGUUGCCGAUUUAUGAGAAUCAGGUACCUAUUCAUACAGCCACCGGCAAGGAGGACCCGGAAGAAUUUUUGUCACUUCUCACGGAUUGUAAGGAGGGGAUUGAGAUUAGUGAUAGUGAGUUAUUGCACGCUUUGCCUAGCGUAUUGAAGGGAGUAGCCAGCAAUUGGUACCGUGUUGUUAAGCGUGAAAUUAAAACAUGGGGACAUUUCAAAAAAUAUUUCAGGAGAGAAUUUUUGGAAACCGUGGAUGACGAAGACGUUUACGACGAGUUAAAGUCCCGAACGCAAGCAAAAGAAGAGAAAAUUUCUGAAUAUCUCCUUAAUUUGCGUUCUAUUACCCAGCAUUUUAGAAAUCCGAUGACCGAUUUUGAAAUGUUAAGAAUAGCGUAUCGUGGUUUAACCCCUGAGUAUAGGUGUUAUGUGUCAUCAUAUUCGGUGAAUACUGUUUUGGAUUUGGAGAAACAUUUACGUGAAUAUGAAAGGAUUAAGGAAAUUGACAAGCGUUAUGUCUCUCCCCCCUCUAAAGAGUAG
Messenger RNA from Leptopilina heterotoma, 570 nucleotides. RefSeq names its product activity-regulated cytoskeleton associated protein 2-like. Lineage: Eukaryota; Metazoa; Arthropoda; Insecta; Hymenoptera; Figitidae. Bases 1 to 570 code for a protein of 189 amino acids. The record is from RefSeq and is a predicted model, not a curated record. The transcript is spliced from 2 exons.